Molecule: messenger RNA, 1230 nt
Organism: Bolinopsis microptera
Lineage: Eukaryota; Metazoa; Ctenophora; Tentaculata; Lobata; Bolinopsidae
Product: zinc finger protein 85-like
Exons: 4
Coding region: 1-1230 (409 amino acids)
Biological process (GO): regulation of transcription by RNA polymerase II
Cellular component (GO): nucleus
Molecular function (GO): RNA polymerase II cis-regulatory region sequence-specific DNA binding; DNA-binding transcription factor activity, RNA polymerase II-specific
Source: RefSeq, a predicted model, not a curated record
AUGGCAGAAUGUGGACAACAAGAUGUGGAACUGGAAGAGUUCGUAAAAAAAGAAGUAUUAGACAUCGACACCUUUCAGUCAACUACAAUCCUUCUACCAAAUAACGCGUCCAAGUUUGAAGAUGAUACAAAAUAUCACCUUGACCUCGAAAUAAAGGCCGAAGAUUUAACAGCUGAACAUUACGAAAUUGGAAAUGGAACUGCACAAUUGUAUUUAAACAUUGAAGGAACAAAAAUAGAAGUAUUGCCAGUGUUUAAAGCGGAUAUUUGUGACACGACUAUAAAAAGUGAACCUCUAGACGGUGAAUGUAAUGCAAGUCCCAGCUCCUCUCUUUCUAAUGAUCCUCUGAAUACCAACCCUCAAAGCAUUGUGGAUAUCUCCCAAUCUAUUAAUAUUGGAGAAACUGUUCUGUCUGAACGCAAUUUAAAGAAGUACAUGUCGACUCGUACUGGACAGAAACCUUAUAAAUGUGAUGUUUGUAGUUACACAUCCUCGAGAAGUGGCGCUCUUGCUUCUCACAAACGAAAACACGCCGGAGAGAAACCUUAUAAAUGUGAUAUUUGUAGCUACUCAGCCUCGCAAAGUGGCGCUCUUGCUUCUCACAAACGAAUGCACACUGGAGAGAAACCUUUUAAAUGUGAUGUUUGUAGCUACUCAGCCUCGCAAAGUGGCAAUCUUGCUUCUCACAAGCGAACACACACUGGAGAGAAACCUUAUAAAUGUGAUGUUUGUAGCUACUCAGCCUCGCAAAGUAGCCAUCUUGCUUCUCACAAACGAACACACACUGGAGAGAAACCUUAUAAAUUGUAUAAAGCGGAGAUUUGUGACACGACUAUAAAAAGUGAACCUCUAGACGGUGAAUGUAAUGCAAGUCCCAGCUCCUCUCUUUCUAAUGAUCCUCUGAAUACCAACCCUCAAAGCAUUGUGGAUAUCUCCCAAUCUAUUAAUAUUGGAGAUACUGUUCUGUCUGAACGCAAUUUAAAGAACUACUCAGCCGCGCAAAGUGGCGUUCUUGCUUCUCACAAACGAACACACACUGGAGAGAAACCUUAUAAAUGUGAUAUUUGUAGCUACUCAUCCACGACAAGUAGCAAUCUUACUAAUCACAAACGAACACACACUGGAGAGAAACCUUAUAAAUGUGAUGUUUGUAGCUACUCAGCCUCGCAAAGUGGCGCUCUUGCUUCUCACAAACGAAAACACACUGGGGAGAAGCCUUAUAAAUGUUGA